Brassica rapa (field mustard) is the source of this 3176-nucleotide messenger RNA. Its product is annotated as probable WRKY transcription factor 39. NCBI's taxonomy places the organism in Eukaryota, Viridiplantae, Streptophyta, Magnoliopsida, Brassicales, Brassicaceae. The record is from RefSeq and is a predicted model, not a curated record. Gene Ontology annotation, biological process: regulation of DNA-templated transcription. Gene Ontology annotation, molecular function: DNA-binding transcription factor activity; sequence-specific DNA binding.
CUUUUAUUUUAAUGUCCUAAUCUCCCCUGGGUGAUUUCUUCUUAGCUCAUUAUCUAAUUUUGAUCUUCAGGGUUUCUUGUCAUGCAAUUCUUUGUGUAGUUUUCCUUCUUAUGAGCUAACCUUGUAUAGACAAAAGAUCUCACCUUUUUGCUCUUGAAUUGAGAGAGUUUCUAUAUUUACUCAGUGCUCUUCCUGUGAAGUGAUUUGGAAAGAUUCAGCCAGUUGAGGAAGGAACUUAUGGUGAUUGGGGUUUCUCAUAGAGUGUUGAGGUGUUGAAGUUCUUGAUUUGGUCUAAUUAGCUUUAAAUGUUACAUUCUUUUUCAUGACUGAUCGGUUUAUUAGAUUCAUUAGGAUUUUGAGUUUUGAUAUUUUAUUCUCUUGGCUCUCUAGUUAGAUUUUUAGUGUUGUGAACUGAGGAAUCAGGGUUUUAUUGUUCUAUCAUCUUAAGCUUGGGUGGAAUAAUAUAAAAUAAAAAUGGAGGAAGUUGAAGCUGCUAGCAAGUUAGCUAUAGAAAGCUGUCAUGGAGUCUUAACCCUCUUGUCACAACAGCAAACCAGUUGUGAUUCCAAAUCUCUAAUGGUUGAAACAAGAGAAGUAGUUUCCAAGCUCAAGAGAGUAGCCUCUCUUUUAACCAAAGGGUCAGGUCAUGGAAAGUUUAGAAGAACCAACAACAACAAGUUUAGUCCAUCUUUUCCUCAGCAUAUCUUCUUGGAGAGCCCUAUUUGCUGUGGCAAUGAUGAGAGUAGUGAUUACACUCAAGUUCUUGCACCUGAGCCUCUUCAGAUGGUUCCAGCUUCUGAUGAGAUUGACCCAAGAUACCAAUUGGGUCACCCACUUAGCCACAGAUGGCCACCGCCUUUUCGAGCUCCUUAUCAGAAAAUAGCUUACUCUAGAAGCAACAGCGGUGGUGUAAACCUAACGUUUGAUGGGUCUGCUAGUAGUUGCUAUACCCCGAGUGUAUCAAACGGAUCAAGAUCUUUUGUAUCAUCUCUUAGUAUGGAUACUAGUGUCGAUAGGAGCUCGUUCCAGUUAACCGGAUUAUCACGUGGGAAGAUGUGCUCUGGUAGUUUGAAAUGCGGAAGUAGAAGCAAAUGUCACUGUUCCAAGAAGAGGAAACUAAGAGUGAAAAGAUCAAUCAAGGUGCCUGCAAUAAGCAACAAGAUUGCGGAUAUUCCUCCAGACGAGUAUUCAUGGAGGAAGUAUGGUCAGAAACCUAUCAAAGGCUCACCGCAUCCACGGGGAUACUACAAGUGCAGCAGUGUGAGAGGUUGUCCUGCAAGGAAGCAUGUGGAGCGAUGUGUAGAUGAGACUUCGAUGUUAAUUGUGACUUACGAAGGUGAGCAUAACCAUUCAAGGAUAUUGUCUUCGCAAUCAGCUCACACAUGAUGGAAUCAGAGUCAGUCACUGCCUGUCCUUUUUGCUGUCUACUCUUGGAUUUGAAGAAGAAUGAUUUUGGAUUCAAGAAACUGGUCUUAGUAGUGUUGUUAGCUGUGGUUUGCAAUUGUAUAUUCCACUUUGACAUGAGUUGUAAGAGCUUUUUGUGAACUUGGAUUAUGUGGCAAUACCGACAAGCAUCAACAAUUUGGCUUCAGCUUAGCAUUUUCUUACUUAACCAAAUAAGCUUAAUUUUUAGUAUAGGUAGGAGGUGGUUGUUGGAGAUAAUCACAAAGUUAACUUGGCGAACAAGUUACACUAAUCCUAAUCGAGAUAUGUUUAGGAUAGUUAGUUUUUAUGAGUUUAGGAAAUUUAAAGUCUCUAUACAAGAAGAUGCAAGAGUUUUAGAGAUUGUGUUUUGGAGUGAUUAAGUUUUGAGUUAUUUUCUUAAGCUAAUAAAAAGAGUUCUUUAUUGUGAUCAUAUACAAUUUUUGAGACUAUAUUUGGUAUCAGAGUGCAAGAUAAGUUAAAAGCCUUACGAUGGGAGGAUCUUUGUGUCCGCAUAAUGUUCGCUGUUAGGAGGAGACGAGUGUGUGCAAGUUUGGGACCUUGAGUAGUAGCUUGGUAAACAACACACAUGAUAGCUUGCUCCUGUUUAAUCUCAAAAGCUGUCAAGUACAAAGAAGGGCUCUUCAUCAGAUUACUUCUUCUUUAACGUUUUGUGUCUGUGGUUAGAGAGAUUACAUGUAUUGUUCACAUAAUAGCCUAAAUUAUGUAAGAGUUGAAGCUGGACACUUCAUCUGUAACAAACGACAAGUUUUUUUCUCAUUUAAAAAAAAAGUUGUUACGACUUGAGGAAUUAACAAUGAACAGCCAAAGACAUGUCCCAAAAUAUCCAAGUUCCAUGUUCUGCAACAAGAAGGCCAUUCAUUUUAAGACAAACCAUUACAUACUACAAGAACACUUGGACUCACAAAAUGAAGACCAAACUUUGCUUUGUCAUUCCGUUUCUAACUCUCAUUGCGUUUCCUCUGGUGUGAUCACGAGCUUAUAUGAUUUUUUUUUUUUUUUCACUCCGUCUUCAGAGGUUGGAGAGAUUAAGAAGACCGAGUGAUUAAAGAAGGCCCACGGUUUAGGUUGUGAAUUUUGGAUGGAGGGCGGCUAAGAUAAGAUAACUUAAUUUAAAGAAACUAUCUCUAAGAAACUCGUUAAACUACGAUUAUACCCUUUUCAUUACAACCUGUAUAAAUUAAGAAGAAACACGGAACUGACAGAAAAGCAAAGAGACAGCAAUUAUGGGUUGUCGGAAAGCAUUUUUGCUUCUAUACUUUCUAUUUUUAGUCCAUAUCCACCACAACCACUCUUUUCACGCGAUCUCCGCUGCUCCAAACCAUGAAUCGAAGCCGGACGGUGAAGCUUUCAUUGGCAAAACCGCGGAAUUAUCUAUCGUUGUUAAAAAGGGUGGUGGAGGCGGCAGAGGCGGCGGAGGUGGUGGUGGACGUAGUUUUGGUGGAGGCGGACGCAGUUUCGGUGGAGGUGGAGGUGGAGGCCGCAAAGGUGGAAGAGGAGUGGUUCCGUUAGUUGGAGGUGGUGCUGCUGCUUCCCACCACCGUGGCAACCAUUCAAGCGGUGGUCGGGAAAGUGCUAGCGUUUGGUUUGGUUUAUUGACUUUACUCGGUUUGGUUUUGGGUUUUUAGGGUUUACUUAUUUUGAUUGCCGGUUUAGGUUAAAUGUUUGAUGUCGGUUUUGCUUGCUACUGGUUUGCUCUCUGGAUAUAAACACCACUCGGUUUGGUUUUGGUU